Morus notabilis is the source of this 2002-nucleotide messenger RNA. RefSeq names its product isoprene synthase, chloroplastic. The record is from RefSeq and is a predicted model, not a curated record. Lineage: Eukaryota; Viridiplantae; Streptophyta; Magnoliopsida; Rosales; Moraceae. Gene Ontology annotation, biological process: diterpenoid biosynthetic process. The coding region runs from base 31 to 1827 and encodes 598 amino acids. Gene Ontology annotation, molecular function: magnesium ion binding; terpene synthase activity. The transcript has 7 exons.
CAUACACUACACUAGAACUUGUUAUAAAACAUGGCAACCGAGCUCUUGUGCAUGAGCCCUGGAUGCCUCUUUACACACAAAGUUAGUACGUUACAAAGUGCACGGAGGCCCCAUCAUGGCAUAGUUACCUCGACCACGUCUUCCCGGACCUCUCAGCUGGUAAUUCGCUCUUCAACCAGACAAAGUUCGGGUUUAACAGCAGACAGACAGACGGCUAAUUACCAGCCAUCUUCUUGGAGCUACGAUUUUCUGCAGUCCCUUGAAGCUACUUACCAUGUUGAAACAUACGAGGAGAAAGUGGAGAAGCUGGAGAAAGAAGUAAGACUCAUGAUUAAUGAAGAGAAUGCUUCGUUUGUGGCCUCACUUGAGUUGAUUGAUGAGAUCCAACGGUUGGGAUUGGGAUACCGUUUUGAGGAAGAUAUAAGGAAAGCCCUUGAUAGGAUUUCCUCACUGGAAGGAUUUAAUUCUGGAAUCGAGAAAAGCCUACACGCUUCUGCUCUCAGUUUCAGGCUCCUUAGACAACAUGGCUUUAACAAUGUUACUCAAGACAUCUUUAAAAAUUUCAAGGAUCAUAAUGGCAGUUUCAAGGAAUCCCUCUUCAAAGAUGUCAAAGGCGUGCUAAGUCUCUACGAAGCUUCACAUCUCGCUUUCCCAGGAGAGGACCUCUUAGAUGAGGCCAGGAAAUUCACACGGAAACAUCUCAAUGACCUAAUCAGAUCAGGUAAUUUAAGCAAAGACGUCGCUGAGGAAAUCAGUCAUGCAUUAGAGAUUCCUUUGCACCAAAGAAUGCAAAGGCUGGAAGCUAGACGCUACAUCGAAGCAUAUGAUAAAAGGUCGGACGCUAAUCGAAUCCUACUCGAAUUCGCCAAGUGGGAUUUCAACAUGGUGCAAUCCACACUGAAGAACGAUCUGAAAGACUUAUCGAGGUGGUGGAAAGACAUGGGAUUGACAAACAAGUUGAGCUUUGCAAGAGACAGACUUAUGGAGUCCUUUUUCUGGGCUGUUGGGAUGGCGUUUGAACCUCAAUACAGCAACCUCCACAAAGAGUUAACAAAAGUGGUUGCUUUCAUCACCGUCAUCGACGACGUCUACGACGUUUAUGGCACUGUGGAAGAACUAGAGCUAUUCACCGAUGCUGUUGAAAGAUGGGAUGUCAAAGCUGUGCAGAAUCUUCCAGACUACAUGAGGAUAUGCUUCCUAGCUCUCUACAACACUGUCAAUGACUUGGUUUAUGACACUCUCAAAGAGCAUGGCGUGUACAUUCUUCCUUACCUCACAAAAGCUUGGGCUGAUAUGUGUAAGGCUUUUCUACAAGAAAAGAAAUGGACCCAAAACAAGGAAACGCCCAGUUUUGAGGAGUACCUCGAGAAUGGGUGGAUGUCAUCAUCAGGAGGACUCUUAUUGGUUAAUGCAUAUUUGUUGAUGAUCCAAAAUAUCACAAAUCAAGGACUUGAGAGCUUAGAGAAUUACCAUGAUCUCUUGCGAUGGCCGUCUGUUAUUUUUCGGCUUGUCAAUGAUUUGGCAACUUCAACGGCGGAACUAGAGAGAGGUGAGACUAACAACUCAAUCUCUCGCAUCAUGAGCGACAGAGGCCUUUCUGAGGAAUAUGCUCGUCAAGACAUAAGAAAUUUGAUUGAAGAAACAUGGACGAAGAUGAACAAAGACGCGACUUCUGACGAUUCUCCGUUCGCAAAGCCUUUUGUGGAGACGGCAAUUAACCUUGCCCGGAUUGCGCAAUGCCAAUACCAGCAUGGAGAUGGCCAUGGAAAUCCCGACGCUGGAUCAAAGAACCGAGUCUUGUCUCUUAUAAUUUAUCCCAUUCAGUAACAAAAAUCUUUUCUUUCUUCUUUCCUCAUCUAAUAAUUUAGAAAACGGAGACGCUAUAAUGAUGUAAGAAAUGGAUACAGAAAUAAAUAUGUAACAAAUAGACAGGAAUAGAGCAUAAUCUAAAUGUGUUAUGUAAGUAUUCUGUUUGAAGGAAGUAUAUAUGUGUGAUCCUUUA